AUGUUGGGUCCAUCCAUGCUCGAGCGAGCGAAAUUGAGUCUAGAUUCAUUUCAAACUAUAUCCGACUUGGCAGAAGACACACUUAAUGGAAAUUAUAGCGAGAUCAGUAAGCCAUCGAUUUUCUCACGAGCAUUGGUUUGGAAAUUGACAAUAUUAAGAAUAAACAAGAUCAACCCACAGAAAGGGCAUAGUGAUGUCGAACUCAAUUUGAGCAAUAUCUUGAAGUUACGACGUGAUUACAGCGAACUAUUGGAUGAGUUUGAAAUACCCUGGAAUCAAUUGAGUAAACAGAAUGAAUAUUAUCAAAAAUCCUCUUAUGAUCAUAUUGAAGGAUUUGAUAUAACUGAUGAUGUAAACAAGAAAAGGGUGCUACAAAAAAUUAGGGUAAGUAGUGAUCCCCUAUCUCGAUCAGUUGAUCCUGACUUGAAUGAAACUCAUAACGAUAUCAAACAGCAGGAAUCAGAUACGCAAACUCUUGAAGCCAUUAUUACAGAUGUUGAUAGGUUGUUUCCUGAAUAUCCAAAAUAUUUUAUUCAAAAUAUUUCAAAUAGACGACAAGUAAUUACAAUAUUAUAUUUAUGGUGCCAGUUGAAUGCAAUUCCUUAUUAUCAAGGCUUACAUGAAUUGUGUGGGGUUAUCUAUAUGGUGUUCUUCUCAGAGAAUAUACCACGACACUCACUUGGAAAAAGAAAAGAACCAAUCACAAAGCUCGAUGAGGAGAUUUUGCUUCUGAUGGAUCCUAACGCUGUUUCUCAUGAUACUUUUGGCGCUUUCAAUAUUCUGAUGAAGCCUAUCAUGAGUAAGUAUUAUUCAGAUGGUGCCCUAUUACAGGAGACAAUAAUGUUUGAUUUGAAACUUCAUCAGUGUGAUAAAUUUUUGUAUCACUUAUUCAAAAACAAGUUCAAAUUGGAUGGUCGAAUCUGGUUAAUGAGAUAUCUACGGCUUGUUCUAACAAGGGAAAUUGGUAUUUCCACUUCUCUCAAAUUAUGGGAUAGGCUAAUUUGUUUUAGUUUUUUGCAAAAUCUGUUUCAAUCUGACAUAGAUAUCACCCUUUUGAUUCCAUUUAUCAUUCUUAUCAUGCUUGCACUGAUCAAGCAAAAAUUGAUUGUUUCUGAUUAUGGAGAGGCACUGUAUCUUCUUCUUCAUUAUCCAGUUCAAAAAGAGGGAUUAAUUUCUGGCCCUACAUCUUUGAAGGAUUCUAUCAUAUUAAUAAGUGAUAAUGAGAACGAUGAGGAGGAAGAGAUAACCCGUGAUCAAAACAAUGGGAACGAUAACACAUCUGGUAAUUUCGACAUUAGUGUACGUGGUGAAGAAUAUCAUUCAUGUAAUGAGUUGCCGCAUAAUAAUAAAAAUGGAUAUGAUAGCGAAGCAUUAAAUAACGAUACAGACUUCACUUAUAUUGAGCAAAAUCAUCAACGACAAAGAUUGACUGAAUCAUCCCUCACAAGAGAUUCUUCCGGCAGUACCUCAUCGGGUAAAAGUUCCAGUAGUUUGGACGGCGAAGGAGAACAUAUCAUGCUAUCUAUAAAAUUGAUUGUACCAGAUGCAAUUAGGUUAUUUAGGAUGACUGAUUUCGAACUUCAAACGGAAGGUUGUAAAAUACUUGAAAAUUAUUCCAAAAUGCACAAUAAAGGAGAUGGCCACGGUGGUAUCUCUACGAAAAAGAUACAGCACUUGAGCAAUUCUGGAAUGCUAGAAAAUUUACUAUCAAGGGCACAUUCAUGGGGACAUGGAAGAUCUAACAGUGGCAUUGCUAAAACAGUCAAUCGUAUCUCCACGGGGUUGGGUAAAAUGACUAUUAGCCGAGCAGAAAUGCAACCCAAGCAAGACUUGAGCAAGGAUUUUGACCGAACCAGAGUAGAGCUACUGUUGCGGAAGAGGGUUAAGCACACGCUCAAUAGUAAAUCAGAUAAGCAAUAA
This is a messenger RNA of Brettanomyces bruxellensis, 1920 nucleotides long. RefSeq lists its product as uncharacterized. Lineage: Eukaryota; Fungi; Ascomycota; Pichiomycetes; Pichiales; Pichiaceae. The record is from RefSeq and is a predicted model, not a curated record. The transcript has a single exon. Gene Ontology annotation, biological process: activation of GTPase activity; intracellular protein transport. Bases 1 to 1920 code for a protein of 639 amino acids. Gene Ontology annotation, molecular function: GTPase activator activity.